AUUGUCUAUUUUACAGGAGGGGGACGUACCAUCUGCCAAAAUGUCUAGCAAAAGAGCCAAGGGGAAGAACACCAAGAAGCGUCCUCAGCGGGCAACCUCCAAUGUGUUUGCUAUGUUUGAUCAGUCUCAGAUCCAGGAGUUCAAGGAGGCCUUCAACAUGAUCGACCAAAACAGGGAUGGAUUUAUUGACAAAGAAGAUCUUCAUGACAUGCUAGCCUCAUUAGGUAAGAAUCCCACAGAUGAAUACCUGGAAAUCAUGAUGAACGAAGCCCCGGGACCAAUCAAUUUUACAAUGUUCCUGACAAUGUUUGGAGAGAAGCUGAACGGCACAGAUCCUGAGGAUGUGAUCCGGAAUGCUUUUGCCUGUUUUGAUGAAGAGGGAACUGGUAUUAUUCAGGAGGAGUACCUGCGGGAGCUGCUUACUACGAUGGGAGACAGGUUUACAGAUGAAGAAGUGGACGAGCUUUUCCGUGAGGCUCCUAUUGACAAGAAAGGCAACUUCAACUAUGUAGCAUUCACACGUAUUCUGAAACAUGGUGCAAAGGACAAAGAUGACUAGCACAUCAUUAAACAAGGCUUAAUGUUCACAUCAUGAGUAUCUUUAAUGGGUCUUUCACUUAAGUUAGAACAGCUUAAUCCUGUUAUUUAUGACAGUACAUGAUUCUGGUAUACCUCACUGACAGUCAUUUGUAUAAGCUAACUGUUGGACCCCUUUUUCAUUCUCUCAACUCUUACAAAGCUUAUUUGCACAUCUAUGAUCACAGCACUGAGAGUCUUAUUAGCUUUUAAAGAUGUAUAAUAAAGACUCCCAAGGGUAAAACUGGAAAUAAACUGAAACAAGGUGUGUGUUAUUGUGACUAAUUUGGUGCCACCAAAUGUGUAUUUUGUAGACAAUUAAAGUCCCUGACAUUAAAUUAC
Molecule: messenger RNA, 918 nt
Organism: Sphaeramia orbicularis (orbiculate cardinalfish)
Lineage: Eukaryota; Metazoa; Chordata; Actinopteri; Kurtiformes; Apogonidae
Gene: myl12.2
Product: myosin, light chain 12, genome duplicate 2
Exons: 3
Coding region: 41-559 (172 amino acids)
Molecular function (GO): calcium ion binding
Source: RefSeq, a predicted model, not a curated record